Cylas formicarius (sweet potato weevil) is the source of this 2255-nucleotide messenger RNA. Its product is annotated as X-linked interleukin-1 receptor accessory protein-like 2. The transcript is spliced from 7 exons. The record is from RefSeq and is a predicted model, not a curated record. NCBI's taxonomy places the organism in Eukaryota, Metazoa, Arthropoda, Insecta, Coleoptera, Brentidae. Gene Ontology annotation, biological process: signal transduction. Bases 205 to 1644 code for a protein of 479 amino acids.
GCUUUUACCAAAUUUGAUUCAUCGGCAACAGAUCGGUGCGGAACGUUAGAACUGCCGGGUCGCAGUAAAUGCAUGCGCACGCAGUAAAUCGCGCGAAAACCUCCGAUUGUAGUUCAAUUGUUCGCUUCUGUCAGUACGCGAUGGUGCCGCGGUAUUAGCGGGAUAUCGAAUCCUACUCAUUUAAAAAUAAUAAUCCAGUAAAAAAUGGGGCUUUCAAGUCGCGCGUUGAUUUGGUACUUUUUGGUCGGCGCCGCGAUCGCCAUCGAAGACUAUUGUUCGUUGAAUGUGUACAAUAACAACGGCAACGAGAUGCAGUUCACCAAAGAGGCGACCAACGAGGAGUUCGCUAUAGUUGGCAAGUUCAAGGAGUUGCACUGCUGCGCCAAGGGAUAUCGCAGCAUCGAAUGGUACAAAGACGGUAAAAUAUACCCGUGGGAACUGAGCUUGUCCCGAAUGGUCCUCUUCCCGGAAAGUGCCAACCAAACGAUCUAUACUCAGAUAGUAACAGAAGAUGAUGCCGGCAACUACACGUGUGUUCUUCGCAACGAUACAGUGGUCCACGCACACACAAUCAACCUCAAAGUGUUUGAAAAGCUGCCGGAUGAUCCCAAAAUUACUUACAUAUCUCAAGACAAAGAGAUCGUGUUGGGAGAGAGCAUGAGACUCUUCUGCGAGGCGUUCGCGGGAAGGAUUGAUCUGCCCGACGCACACAACGAGGCAGUAUGGCGCAAACAACUGGUCAACGGUAGCCUUUUGGAGGUACCCGACCGCCUUCAACAGGAGAAAAUAACCAGAGAGGACGGUCAGACGUUCGGAACAUAUCUCGUAUUUCCUGCGGUCCAUGAACAAGACUACGGAACGUACACUUGCGUCAUCACUAAACCAGGGAACACUAUUCAAAAGCGAGUGUCCGUCACAGAAAAAGUCAAAGUUGUGGAAUAUGUGGAUCCAAAUCCGCCGCCGAUAAAGGAAAUAUUAUUCUUUUCCGCCGCGUUGGCGCUGCUGUUGACCGCCGCGUUCAUCCUGCAUAGGCAAUUCAGUUUGAAAUUUCAAAUUUGGCUGAAGGAUUCGUUUGGACCCUCCGAGGAAAACGACGGCAACAUCAACGACGUGCUUGUAGUCUUCGCUCCUAAAGAUGCCGAACUAGCGCUAGGCGUACUGAUACCGAAUCUGGAAAGUCGAUUCGGGUACAAGUGCCUUUACAAAGAGUUUUCAACCGAUAUUUCGAACUGGUCUUUGGAAUUAGCCAGGGAUUCCGAAUCGUCACGCCGUAUAAUAUCAGUGAUCUCACCAGCCGCGGUGAACGAAACUUGGGCUUCCUCCAACCUUUACCAAGCUCUGAAGCAGCUCCAAACAAUAGGCCAGUCGAAACUGAUUUGCGUAGCCCUCAAAGAAUUGCCGGCCAGUAAAAACGAGACCAAAAAUUCAGUUGGAGAAACAUUAUCGUCCCUGACCAGAUCGAUGAAUUUAAUUUUGUGGGAGAGAUCCAAGGACAGCAAGUUUUGGUUGAAUCUUAGGAAGCACCUGCCACCAAAGAGACGACUGGAUAACGUAAGCACAGAACUCGUGCAGCAAACCGGUGAUAAUCAAUCAAGACUGAAUUCGAAACCCUCCGAAUGUAGCUUAGACAGCCUGAUGGUGUGAGCGAAUGAUUGCGAUUGCUCUUUUGUAUGUUUUUUAUGCAACACGGGGACGCCGAGACAUAUUUUUGAUAACCAUGUUGUUGUGUAACAUUUGUGAUUCUAUUUGGUAGUGAUAUCUAUAUAUGUGUAAUGUGAACCCAUUUAUGUUCUCUCUUUCAUUUCCCGACGCCUUAGUAUUAAAUAUCGUUUUCCCAGAAAGAAAAUGGCAGACGUUUGUUUUUAAUUUAUUGUUUUAUAUUUAUUCUAUAUGUUUUUUAAACAAUUUUUAUAUAUAUUAUUCGUACUUUAGGUGACAUAGCUAUUAAACUGCUGUGUUUUAACAUAAUAUAAGUUUAAUGUUUUUAAAAAGUUUAUGAAUUGUAAGCUCCUUGAUAUUCUGAGCAGUGAAAAAACUGCAUUCCAAAGCUGUUUUCUUUGAUGGAUAAAUGUUGUCAUUUGUAAAAUUGACGCCACUGAAUCGCUGUACCAACUUGGUGUAAACAUAGUCAUAGCUCUAACAACGUUUUAAUGGGAAACUUGUAAUAAAUUGCGUUUGAACAAGUUUCUUGUGCUUUUGAAUUUCUAAUCCCAUUCUGAAGUCUACCUAUUUAGUUUUGAUUAUUCCAAUACAGA